UUUAUCGGCGAUCGUCAGAGCACACUUGUCACAGUUUGCAGAUUUCGUUUUCCCUUGGCAGUCGGAGAAUUUGUCUCAAAAUUCAAAAUCGGACGUAAUCAGUUUUAAAAUUGGAAAUCAAGACGUGUGAAAAUUGGUAAAAAUUUGGAAAAAGCUGAAUCUGAUGGCAAAAGACGGAAUAUUUUGAUAAAUUCGGGGAAUGGAGUGUCCCAUGGAAUAUGCGGUUUUUAUCCGACCUUGUGGCGAUAAUAAAUUUGAACAAACACCAGUCAUCGGUCAUAGUCGAGCGAGAGAAAAUCUUAGAACGUGCAUCCCGGCACACGCGUUGCCAUAUUGCGUAAGGCCCUCGUUGGCCCGUCAAAAAUGUUAAAUUGCGGCAAAGUCAUCGGACAAUUGUCGAAAAUUUCGAGGCACGCACACGGAAAUCACCUUCAGGGACCAUUAAAAUAUGUUGGGACUAAAACUAGAAAUAGUAUUGUAUGUAACUUCCAUACAUACGAUGCAACUUUUCCUUUAGGUAUUAUUAGUGUCGAUUCGUCGAGACAUGAAAGCACAAAAGGUAAAAAACCUUAUAGGUUUUCGGGAUCGACCUUAAAAGCCGAAGAAUGUGUGCCUUCAGCGCAACGUCCAGAGGAAAAAAAACCACCACCUACAAUCGCAUCUCCAUCCUGCGAAUUAGGACCAAAUCCUAACUGUCCUCCUAGUUGUCAUGACACUUGUUCAGCUUUUAACACACCAGAAGGAGGUGGUGAUCAGGGCAACAAUCCGUUUAAAUAUUGGAAGGAAGUUCUGCUUGCUUUAAUUCUCACGGGCGUAGCCAUUGUUACGGUCUCGCAAUUAUCACCAAAUAAAUUGGAAUCUCCGAAGAAAGUAAAAAAAAAGGAUACAAAAGGCGAAAAAAAGAAGAGGAGAGAAGUAGUGAAAAGUCCUCUAGAUUCUAGCCUUAUUCCAUCAGAAGUUCCUUAUUUGUUAAUAGGAGGAGGUCCUGCCUCAUUUUCAGCAUUUAGGUCAAUUAAGUCUAGAGAUCCCAAAGCCAAGGUUUUAAUUGUAACGGAAGAGGGCUACAAUCCCUACAUGAAACCUCCCCUGUCCAAAGAAGUUUGGUACGACAAAGAAAGAAAAAGUUCCACUCAGUUUAGUUUCCGACAGUGGCACGGCACUCCACGAAGCUUUUUCUACGAACCUCCCGAAUUUUUUACACAAGUAGAUAAACUGAAUGGAUUAGAAAAUGGAGGAGUGGCAGUCGCGAGUGGUUGGAAAGUGAAUAAAAUUGACGUAAAUAAAAAAAUUGCCUAUCUCGAGGAUGGUCAUGAAAUUAAGUACAAUAAGUGUCUCCUCGCAACUGGAUCAACGGCGAAAAAUCUCGAAGUAUUUGAGUCAGCUGAGAAUGAAGUUAAGCGAAAAGUUCUUCCCUACAGGACUUUAGACGACUUUCUCGAGUUGGAGGAAAAUGUACAUAAUCCAAAUGUUCGCAACAUUGUUAUCAUUGGAGGAGGAUUUCUGGGAUCUGAACUUGCCUGCUCUCUAGCUCAAAAUUUGGAUCGUGAAAAGAAGAAAGUAACUCAAAUUUUUAAAGAAAAGUUCAUAAUGGCGCAAGUACUUCCUGAAUAUCUGAGUGAGUGGACGACGAAUAAAGCCACGGAAGUUGGAGUGAGUUGUCUGGGUAAUACGGAAGUGAAGGACUUUGAAAUGAAAAAUGGAAAACUAAUGCUCACCCUUUCUGGAGACGAAGUCAUGGAGACUGAUCAGGUAAUAGUAGCGGUAGGAGCCGAGGCGAAUACAGAUUUAGCAAAAGUUUCGGAAUUGGAAACGCAUCCAAAACUCGGCGGAUAUCUCGUCAAUUCGGAAUUGGAAUCAAGAAGCAAUCUCUGGGUUGCUGGAGAUGCGGCCUGUUUUUACGAUAUUAAACUCGGAAGAAGAAGAGUCGAGCAUUAUGAUAAUGCCGUUAUAUCUGGCAGAUUGGCUGGCGAAAAUAUGACUGGUGCAGGAAAACCCUAUAAACAUCAAUCAAUGUUUUGGUCCGAUUUGGGACUCGAGGUUGGUUAUGAAGCAAUCGGAAUUAUUGAUUCCACUUUGCCAACUGUAGGAAUCUUUUUAAAAAAGGGAGAGAAAGUUAAAACCUGCAAAGAACCGCAAGCUUCACAAAAACAAGCCUUGCAGGCAGAGAAUGUUUCCCACGAAUCGGAAGAAUCAAAAACCGAAAAUUCUGAAGAAUCGAAAACUGAGAAUUCGGAAAAAUCGAAAACGGAAAAUUCUAAAGAAUCAAAAAUCGAGAAUUCUGGUGAAUCCAAAGCCAAUAAAUGCGAAAAUUUGGAUUCGUGUGAGGGAGUCGACGUCGAAUCGGAAACGGUUCCAAUUCGGAAAAAGUUUGACUUUGACAAAGGAGUUAUAUUUUACCUAAGAGAUGACAUCGUCGUCGGUAUUGUACUUUGGAACAUUUUCAAUCGAAUGUCGAUAGCCCGACAGGUUCUUGCCCGAGACACGAAGUACGACGAAUUAACCGAAAUAUCAAAAUGGUUCACAAUCCAUGAGGAUUGAGGAAGCGGUGUUAUUUAAAAAUAAACUAACAAUAGUUGAGUCUCUCUGUUGUAAAUACUCGAAUAAUUGUGCCAGUCGCUCAACUUUAAAAAUAGAAGCCUCACGAAAGAAAGAAAGGAAAAACGAGUAUCAAUUCGCAUUUUUCCCUCUGAAGGAAAAAGGCAAAACUGCAUUUAUCCACAAUUCUGAAACCGAAGCUGUGAAUGACAAAAAUAAAAUCGAGAAGGAAGGAAAUUUGAAAAGAGAGGCUUUUUUAUUUUUCGAGAGACUUCAAGUUUUUUACAUCGAGAUGUGCAUUUUUUAAUUGUGAAAUUGAUUUAUUUUACAAUUAGACUCGUCAUUCGUCAACGUCUGUACAAAAUCUGGAUUCCAUUUUAUAUUUCCACAUAAUUCUGGUGAAUUUUAAAAGUGAUUCGGCUCGGGAAAAUUGAUUUUCCGUUGUGAAAGAAUGGGAAGAAGUUUGCCGCUGUACCGUUUGCCCAAUCUGUCCAUGUAUCCAAUUUGACUGUGACAACGGUAAUCUUCUAGAAUCUAAGAAAUGUCUUUUGUACAUAGGUUCUUUGAGUAUUAAACGACAGAUUAAAAAAAAAAAAAAA
Molecule: messenger RNA, 3134 nt
Organism: Belonocnema kinseyi
Lineage: Eukaryota; Metazoa; Arthropoda; Insecta; Hymenoptera; Cynipidae
Gene: AIF
Product: apoptosis-inducing factor 1, mitochondrial
Exons: 12
Coding region: 364-2538 (724 amino acids)
Biological process (GO): mitochondrial respiratory chain complex assembly; apoptotic process
Cellular component (GO): mitochondrion; cytoplasm
Molecular function (GO): protein dimerization activity; FAD binding; NAD(P)H oxidase H2O2-forming activity
Source: RefSeq, a predicted model, not a curated record